Molecule: messenger RNA, 2020 nt
Organism: Engraulis encrasicolus (European anchovy)
Lineage: Eukaryota; Metazoa; Chordata; Actinopteri; Clupeiformes; Engraulidae
Product: ubiquitin-conjugating enzyme E2 variant 1
Exons: 4
Coding region: 32-511 (159 amino acids)
Biological process (GO): protein K63-linked ubiquitination; DNA damage tolerance
Cellular component (GO): nucleus
Source: RefSeq, a predicted model, not a curated record
AGGGAUGUAGUUCUCGCUGCACCCGCGCUGCAUGGUAGCGUGCGCGCGCCCUCUGCACAGCGACAAGAUGGCGGUCUCCGCCGGAUCGGGCGUGAAGGUUCCGCGUAACUUCCGUCUGCUUGAGGAGCUGGAGGAGGGUCAAAAGGGCGUCGGCGACGGAACGGUCAGCUGGGGACUCGAGGACGACGAGGACAUGACACUCACGCGCUGGCGAGGCAUGAUCAUCGGACCACCACGGACCAUCUAUGAGAACCGCAUGUACAGCUUGCGUGUGGAGUGUGGGCCUCGGUAUCCGGAGACUCCGCCCUUCGUUCGCUUCGUCACCAAGAUCAACCUGAACGGAGUACACAACUCUAAUGGGGUGGUGGACACGCGUGCGGUCUCGGCGCUGGCUAAGUGGCAGAACUCGUACAGCAUUCGGGUCGUGCUGCAGGAACUCAGACGACUCAUGAUGUGCAAAGAAAACAUGAAGCUCCCACAGCCCCCCGAGGGCCAGAUAUACACCAACUAGACAGACACACACACACACACACACACACACACACACACACACACACACACACACACACAUGAAGCUCCCACAGCCCCCCGAGGGCCAGAUAUACACCAACUAGACACACACACACACACACACACACACACACACACACACACACACACACACACACACACACACACACACACACAGCUCCCACAGCCACCCGAGGGCCAGAUAUACUCCAACUAGACACACACACACACACACACACACACACACACACACACACACACACACACACACACACACACACACACACACACACACACACACACACAAAGAAAGCUCCUACAGCCCCCAGAGUGACAGGUAUACACCAACUAGACACACACACACACAUGCGCAUGCAUGGCUACACACACACACACACACACACACACACACACACACACACACACACACACAAACUCAUAGCUCCUUCCUGUUGUUCUCAUGUCCGUGUCAAUCUCUUUCUUUCUCUCUCUCUCUCUCUCUCUCUCUCUCUCUCUCUCUCUCUCUCUCUCUCUCUCUCUCUCUCUCGCUGUCUUACCCAUAUGUGGAUGAGUGUGUGUGUGUGUGUGUGUGUGUGUGUGUGUUUAGCUCUCUCUCUGUUGCCCCUUUCCUGUGUGUGUGCGUGUGUAUGUGUGUGUGUGUGUGUGUGUGUGUGUGUGUGUGCGCCUACCUCUGCCUGUUUUAUCUCUGACUGUCUUUCUUUCUUCACAUGCUGCUAUCCGUCUUCACCUCCCUCCCUCUUCCUCUCUAUCCCCCUCUCCUCCUCCCUCUUCCUCUCUAUCCCCCUCUCCUCCCUCUUCCUCUCUAUCCCCCUCUCCUCCCUCUUCCUCUCUAUCCCCCUCUCUCUCUCUCUCCCUCCCUCCCCGCCUCCUCCUCCUUUCUCUCUCUCUCUCUCUCUCUCUCUCUCUCUCUCUCUCUCGCUCUCUCGCUCUCCCCCCUCUCUCCCCUCUCUCUCUCUCUUGUGUGUCCUUUCUUCUUCUCCUUAUCCAUCCUAUCAUUCCUCUACCUGUCAGUUAACCCCCCCCCCCCCCCCAAAACACACACACACACACACACACACACACACACCAAGCAUACACGACACGCACAUCAAUACACAUGAUGCAGAGACGCAAGCAUACACGUACACACACAUUAACUACUCACACACACACACACACACACACACACUUGAUUCUACAGACACGCCUCACUCCAAGCCCCUCCUCUCACCAUUUGAUCCCGCCCCUUCUCAUCACUGGAGCUCUGAUUGGAGCACAGAAGCCCGGAUGGGCGGAGCCUCCAGUCAGCUGCGCUCUCAUUGGAUACUGUACUCCCCCUGCUCUUCUGAUUGGAUACUGUACUCCCCCUGCUCUGCUCUCAUUGGAUACUGUACUCCCCCUGCUCUGCUCUCAUUGGGUACUGUACUCCCCCUGCUCUUCUCUUUUUUUAUUAUUAUUAUUUGUUACAAAUGCAGAUUGUACGAUAGCCUAAAUAAACUUAUUGAGUGUA